AUGACAAAGAGAUUUAAACAAAUAGUAAAUGAAAUUAAUCAAUUGAGUAUUAACAACUUUAAUGAAAAAUCAGGAGUAUUAUAUAAAAUGUCAGUUAUCAAACAACGAAUUAAAGAUGUCAAUGAAGAGAUUCGAUAUCUCAAUGAAUGUUUAAAUACAUUAAAUGAAAAAGAUCAAUUAAAAAAUGAGUCAAGUGGAGCUGAUGAAGUAAUUUCUGGAAAUGAUGGAAAUAAUUCAGUGAUGAGUAAUUUAACAAAUGGAAUUGAAAGUCAAAGUAUUAGUCAAUCAACUUCAUUUAUUCUCUAUUGA
Messenger RNA from Entamoeba histolytica HM-1:IMSS, 309 nucleotides. RefSeq lists its product as uncharacterized. Gene Ontology annotation, biological process: peptide modification. NCBI's taxonomy places the organism in Eukaryota, Evosea, Mastigamoebida, Endamoebidae. The record is from RefSeq and is a predicted model, not a curated record. The transcript is spliced from 2 exons. The coding region runs from base 1 to 309 and encodes 102 amino acids.